AGAAGAUAAAUAACAGUCUAGCGCAACGGUAUGCCAUUGUUUGAGAGCGAGCCUGGUCGACUGCAGGAUGGAACCUUGCCUGAACUGAAAAGGAAUGCGUCGCCGUGUUAGAUGCUAUGCUUUCUAUCGACGGUUAUUGAAUAUAUUUGUUUAAGGCGCUCGGUUUUGUCAGCGCAGUGUUAACGCUUGCGACAUCCCGCCUUUGGGCGCCGCACCAUAGUCAAUAGCUGCGGAUAAUUUACAGCUGGAACUCGCGCGGCAAGCGGCACGCACGCUUGUGGCCCUUGCUCUUCCGCCUGUGCCAGUCGACCGUCCAAUUUGCCAUUAACAAACGCGUCCGGCCGCGCGCACUUCAGCCCAACGCCUCACCGUCCCCCUAUCCCUGCUAUACCCCUGGGAUUUGUACAAGUCCUUUAGCACCACGCGGCGAAUAAAACCGCCUCUGUGCCUUCGCGGCGCCAUCAGGGCGCCAUCAACUACCGACAUCUGUUUUUCCCGUUGUGAACUUUUGGGUCAAAGGCUUAGUGCCCAUCAGGGCCUCCUUACGGCAUCAUGUCUGUUGCCAGCUCUCUCACUGCGGUAUCCAGUCACACCGCCGGCCGCUCAACAGGCGCCAGCACCUGCACCAGCGCCAACAACCCAACACUACAAACUUCUAAGCGGCGGAAGCUGCACGGCGGCCGCAGCAGCAUUGCCGCCGCCGCCGCCGCCGCCGGCAGCGGCUCCUCUCCCCUGGUGGAUUUGUCCGCGGUGGUGCUGGGAUACGCCUGUCUGGCGGGAUCCUUCUUCCGCAGCGUGCCCCAGAUCGCGAUCAUCCUGCGCACCGACAGUGCGGAGGGGCUGUCUCUCACGUCCAAUUUGGUGGAGCUGCUGUGCUUCACAGUGACGGUCGCGUACAACAUUCAGCAG
Molecule: messenger RNA, 909 nt
Organism: Volvox carteri f. nagariensis
Lineage: Eukaryota; Viridiplantae; Chlorophyta; Chlorophyceae; Chlamydomonadales; Volvocaceae
Exons: 2
Source: RefSeq, a predicted model, not a curated record